This is a messenger RNA of Loa loa (African eye worm), 1672 nucleotides long. RefSeq names its product Sec1 family protein. Gene Ontology annotation, biological process: vesicle-mediated transport; intracellular protein transport. Lineage: Eukaryota; Metazoa; Nematoda; Chromadorea; Rhabditida; Onchocercidae. The transcript has 10 exons. The record is from RefSeq and is a predicted model, not a curated record. The coding region runs from base 52 to 1602 and encodes 516 amino acids. Gene Ontology annotation, cellular component: lysosome; CORVET complex.
AAUUUGUAGGUGACAACAACAGAACAAUUAAAACAGCACAAGGUUGUAUCAAUGCUACAGCUGGAUCUUUCACCAAGAAUACCGCAAGCGGAGCAUAAUCAUGUCGUGUAUAUCUUAUCGACAUCUAAUUCAUCAGUAAUCAACAAACUAAUCACAUGCCUCAAACAUGCUCGAUCCGCUAAUGAUAAUCGCCAGCACCACGCCUUGAUAGUUCCAGAAGCUUCAUUCAUGAUUCGGGAGGCGUUAAAACAGAGCCGAGAAGCAAACUCAUUCUUGAAAACACUUGAAUCACUGCCGUUGAGACUCUUUCCGCUCUACAAUGAUUUCCUUACUCUUCUUAUGGAUAAUUUACCGUCAAAGCUUCUUUUAGAUAACGAUUGGACUGAAUUACAGAAGUGCGCUUCAGCCGUACGACAACUUGAACUUUUAAGUGGCUGUUUACCCAACUUAAGGUGCAAAGGGAAAUGGGCGGCGCAGGUAGUUGAAAUUAUAAAGAAAAUGAGGACUCAGGAGGAGACGGAGGUUUUAUCUCAGCAUAACGAUUUUCAAAUAUCUGAUAUUAUCUUAAUCGAUAGGUGGAUCGACCCUUUGACACCUCUUCUGAUACAGUUAACAUACGCUGGUUUGGUCGAUGAAAUAUUCGAUAUGGGUGUCACAGGUAACAUUAAGACAUCAAAAGUAAAGAGCGCAGGUGAUUCAGCCGAUCCUGCCGGGGAAAUACCCUUGCACGAUCCGCUUUUUAAAAUGAUUCGAGAUCUUCAUAUCAAGGAUGUUGGAAAACAAAUAGCGGAAACGCUUGGAACGCUUCGUGAUGAGCGGGCAAAAUUAAAAGAAAAUCCACCGAGUGAUUCUGUAGCGGAAAGCAAAGUUUUUGUUCGCAGAUUACUUGACAUGCAAGGAAGUGAGAGACAUGCCGACACUCAUACACUGGUUGCCGAACGUCUGAUGAGUUUUAUCCGCGAUGAUUUGCAAUUCUCAACCUUUCCGAAGUUGGCGAUUGGUAUUAUGCAAGGAGAAUAUGGUGACAGAGUUAUUCCGCAGGUUGAAGAUCUUAUUCUAGAAGCAUAUAAUCCUUUAAUUGUUUUGCGUUUCAUUGCACUUCAGUGUAUGGUUGCUGGUGGUUUCAAGAAUGCUACCAUUAGUGCGUAUGAACGACUUUUCAUCCAGAGCUAUGGUGGAUAUUAUAUGUCACUGUGGAUAAAACUGCAAAUAACGGGACUUUUGUGGGAAAGGAAUGGCAAAAUAAAAUGCGAAUAUGCUCCAUUUGAUUUCCAAACAACAUGUAACCGACUGUCAUGUUUUGUCGAUGAAGAGCACAAUGUAUGUGGAACGACAGCAUAUCCUUAUAGUGGUUACAUACCCGUUAUUGUUCGAUAUAUUGAAACGGGUAUACGAAACAGUUGGCGAGACUGGACAACGAUUCUGAGCGAUGAUCGUCCAGCAGUUGGUCGCAGCACUCAUUCCAUCAUUUUCAUUAUUGGUGGUAUCACGCAAGCUGAGUUAGCAUGUCUCAGGAAAACGCGUUUUUCAAACAAACUGUUGGUCGUUUCAAGUUCAGUAAUAACGAGUAAUAAGUUGAUUAGUUCAAUACAAAAUGGUUAGCCUUUUCAUUGGGUUACAAGUCUUUGUACAGAUACUGCCUCUUUUGUCGAAAAAUAAAAAGUUGUAUGGA